ACCAUGAGCGGUGAAUCCGAGAGCCCGGUGUAUUGUUCUUUCGUGGGCAUCCAGUACAUAGUCUGUGAUUGUGGGGAUGCUUUUGAAAAUGAGGAGUCUCACAGGCACCAUUUGCAAGUGAAGCACCCUGAAACCUUCAAGAAACACUUCGUCAGACGGCUCAAAAAAGUCCCGCCACCUACCAUAACUGAGUACAAAUGCGGCGAGUGCGGAAACAUAUACCCGACGGAGGAGGAAUGUGUGGCUCACCAAGAAGCCGACCACAUCCCCUUCAUGGAGGAAGAGGUGGUGUACCUAGACGAAGACCACGAAGAAAAUUUUGUCGUUCCGGAAAUGAUCGAAUCGUCUACGUCUAUGGAAAGCGUCGGCACCUUAUCCCUAAAGAACCAUUUACCAGUUCGAGUGCAGAGUCUGCCGUCGAAAUCCGGUACAUCCCAGGAUGGUACGGUCCCAGACACAGUGCCUUCGGUGAGGAAGCCAGCGCCACCGCCGAGGCAAAGGAAACGGCCAGUGUACAGACAUAAGAAUAUUGUGUGUGAGACGUGCGGGAAAAAAUAUGCUUCCAACGCAGCUCUGAGGUAUCACCAGAGAGUGCACACGGGCGUUCGUCCGUACCAAUGCACGUACUGUCCGAAGAGUUUCACCAUGUCACUGUUUUUGCAGAUACAUAUUCGGACGCAUACGGGCGAGAAACCAUACGCUUGCGCGAAAUGCCCUAAAGCGUUCAGCAACCGCGCUGCCUUGCUGAGACACGAUCGGGUCCACACAGGGAUCAAGCCUUACGAGUGCCCUAAAUGCGGCAAGUGCUUCACCCAAUCCAAUUCCAUGAAGCUUCACUUCCACACAGUCCAUCUGAAGAUGCCAGCUCCAUACAAAUCGAAACGAAGGCAAAUGGAUGCUGAAGGCAGACCGAAGAAACCUAGGAGAGAGGAGCCACCUGAUAAUAUGGAGAAGUUGGCGGAACUAAUUAGACAAGAUCCGGCGCUUCAGGACGUGUAUUACGAGAUCAAAACGCCGGCGGGACGUAAAAUUACGCUCGGCUCGUCGUUCAUCAAGAAAGAACCGGUAGAGCCUGCGGAGAUGGUCCCAGCAACGCUGACAAUACUGCCAGAAAACGCAAUACCGUUACAAAUAAACGAGGGUGAAGUAAUAAACUGCGAGGUCAAAACGGAAAACGAAGAUGAAGAGCUUACGUAUGAAAUUGUGUACGACUAAAGUAUUCGUUCGUUCGUUUCAGCCGAAAGACGUCCACUGCUGGACAAAGGUCUCCCCCAAGGAUUUCCACAAAGACCGGUCCUGCGUCGCUCGCAUCCAGGCACCUCCCGCGACCUUCACCAGAUCGUCGGUCCACCUAGUGGGGGGCCUGUCCACGCUACGUCUUCCGGCUCGUGGUCGCCACUCAAGAACUUUCCUGCCCCAGCGGCCAUCAGCUCUACGAGCUAUGUGCCCCGCCCACUGCCACUUUAUCUUAGCGAUUCUGCGAGCUAUGUCAGUCACUCUGGUUCUCCUGCGGAUCUCCUCAUUUCUGAUUCGAUCACGCAGGGAAACUCCGAGCGUAGCCCGCUCCAUCGCUCUUUGGGUGACCUUGAGCCUUCUUAUGAGGCCCAUAGUAAGCGACCACGUACUUCUACACGACCACGACACGACUAAAGUAUUAUUACAGAUCAAAUGCUUAGGUCAGUCAGUGACUGGGGUAUGGGAGCGGCAUGGGAACCCCUCCCAUAUAACCCAGCGUAUUUAAAGAUCGUUUCAUCCACUCGGCCGCGCGCAAUGUUUGGUCCCGGUCGCGCGGGGCGCGGGGAGUGUGGUCCGAGCAAGCCGUAAGGCAUUACUGUAGUGUGCGUGUGCACUCAUGGAGCAUUAGCGUGUACCGAUAACACUCAAACAUUCGCGGAAGAAUGGUGGGGAGCGUCCGAGUGGAUGAAACGAUCUAUAGCUACCACGAGGGAUUAGUAUUUUGUGCAAUAGUAAUGUAAUAAAUUACUAUUAUUCUUUAAAUUUAAUAAAACAUUCGAGCCUAAAUUAAAUUAAAUAAAUCGUGGCUCGAAUAUAAAACUGAAGUGCAAUGGUUUUUUAAUAUGCUACCUAUUGCUAAACGAGUGUAAUUGAUAAUAUUAUACUAACGCCCGUAUUCACAAACAUUACUAUGAGGUCUCACAGUGCGCGUGGACGCACAGGGUGACACACGAACCAAUCACAGAGCUCUAUUCAACGCUGUGCGUUCCAUUUGCUGCUUCACUUGAGCAAGCAUCGUUUGUGAAUACGGGCGUAAGAAAUACAUUUUGUAUGUGCUUAUGAGUAUUUUGCUUUUAUGAAGCGAUUUUGUAGUUCUGCGAUUAAUUUUAGUUUUUGUUAGAAUACUUGAAAAAUUCGUUUUGUAUCUAGAGGCUCGUUGUUUGACAAUGUUGAAAUAAAAAUAAUUUGUUUUAUACAUUCAUAAUAUUUUUAAUUGCCUUCUUUAUUUGUCUUCCGUAGUAGGCUAAUUUCAAUUUGUAACGAUUUUCAUAAAAUUUUCAUGCAUAAUCUAGUCUGCUUGGGGAAGGAUUUUUUUAUUUAAGCACAAGUUUAGUUAAUUUUUAUAAUGAGGGUUACCGUAUUUGUUCAUCAGUUAGCGCCACAUACGAGUGACAUCAGUAGCGCCAAAUGGUGAGCAUCAAUACGUAAAAUAGUCCUUAAGUUUUUUAAAAUAAUAGUAAAAAGGUAAUACAGUUGGUAGCAUUUGAUUUACCCACAAAAUGGCAAAUGUGAUUAAUUUUGAACCAUAUCCAAAGGAUUCUACAGUUCAAAAUGCGUCAUUUUGUGAAAGACUAAUCUGUUGGCGACUGUACUUUAUUAAAUUUUGUAAUAACUUGUCAAAUUGAGUAUACAGGGUGGAAACGAUAAGUGAUCUCAUUCGAUUAUUUCUAAACUAUACAAGAUAUCGAAAAACUGAUUACUGAUCCUGAAAGUGCUUCACGAGCUCUUUCAAACGAUAUCAGUAAUAGGUUACAGAAUUAACUGGAUCUAACCGAAAAUUCAAUGUUUGCAGCCUCCAUACUAAAUGUAUGUCACUAUGCCA
Messenger RNA from Ostrinia nubilalis (European corn borer), 3058 nucleotides. Its product is annotated as zinc finger protein 260-like. Gene Ontology annotation, biological process: regulation of transcription by RNA polymerase II. NCBI's taxonomy places the organism in Eukaryota, Metazoa, Arthropoda, Insecta, Lepidoptera, Crambidae. Gene Ontology annotation, cellular component: nucleus. Bases 4 to 1215 code for a protein of 403 amino acids. The transcript is spliced from 8 exons. The record is from RefSeq and is a predicted model, not a curated record. Gene Ontology annotation, molecular function: DNA-binding transcription factor activity, RNA polymerase II-specific.